Molecule: messenger RNA, 2565 nt
Organism: Cuscuta campestris
Lineage: Eukaryota; Viridiplantae; Streptophyta; Magnoliopsida; Solanales; Convolvulaceae
Source: the annotation of a GenBank genome assembly
AGGGAAAUCUUCGUCUGGGAAACUGCAUUCACGCAUUCACUAUCAGGACCCCAGUACUCGCUGAUUUGUAUAGCCAAAACUCCAUUCGAGUUUUGAACUCUAUCCUCGCAAUGUACGCCAGGUGCGGCGAGUUACAUGACGCAGUCAAGGUGUUUGAGAAUAUGCCUGUGAGAGACACGGUCUCGUGGAACUCAAUGAUUUCGGGUUUUAUAAGAAAUGGGGAGCUUGAAAUGGGAUUUGAGUAUUUUAAGGAUUUGAUGACUUUGGGGGUUGGCUUGUUUGAUCAUGCUAGUUUGACUACCAUUUUGUCAGCCUGUGACAAGGCUCAACUUCUUUCUGUUAUCAGGAUGGUACAUGGAUUGGUGUUCUUGAGUGGUUAUGAGAUGGUGGUUUCGGUGGGGAAUGCUUUGGUCACUGCUUAUUUUCGGUGCAGGUGUUUAGACUCGGGGAUGCGAGUUUUUAAUGAGAUGGUUGAGAAGAACGUUAUCACUUGGACAGCUGUUAUAUCCGGGCUUGCACAAAAUGAGUUUUGUGAGGAAAGUUUGAGACUUUUUGAUGAGUUUCGGAGGGAAUCUGUUGUCCCUAAUCACCUGACAUAUCUGAGCGCAUUAUUGGCAUGCAGUGGCAUCCAAGCCCUCAUGAAAGGCAAGCAGAUUCAUGCAAUUGUUUUGAAAUUGGGGUUUCAGCCAAAUCCGUCCAUGGAGAGUGCACUCAUGGAUAUGUAUUCAAAAUGUGGCAUUGUAGAGGAUGUUUGGCGGAUAUUUGAGUCUGCUGAGGUGCUUGACAUUGUCUCUUUGACAGUCAUCCUUGUAGGUUUUGUCCAAAAUGGAUUCGAAAAAGAUGCUCUGCAAAUUUUCAUCAAAAUCAUUAAAUCCGGAAUUGAUAUUGACGCAAAUUUGUUGUCGUCCAUUCUUGGAGUUUUUGGUAGUGAUACACUUUUAAAUCUUGGAAAACAAGUUCACUCACUUAUAAUUAAGAAAGGCUUCUUGACCAAUCCUUUCAUUGGAAACGGAUUAAUUAACAUCUUUUGCCCGACACGCCAUGUAGGUUUAGUGGAGAAAGGAAUGGAGUUCUUCAAGUCCAUGCAAACAGUGUAUGGAAUGAUCCCCAGGAUGGAACACUAUGCGUCUGUCGUUGACAUGCUCGGAAGGUCAGGUCUUCUGAAUGAAGCAAAAUGCUUCAUUGAGCGGCUACCAACAAAGCCUGAUGUACAAGUUUGGCAGGCACUACUUGGUGCUUGUAGUUUUCAUGGAAAUACUGAUAUCGGAAUGCAUGCUGCCCAGCAGUGGCUUUUGGCUUCACCUGAUGAUACUCCAAUUCCAUAUGUUUUGCUGGCUAAUAUACAUUCCUCCAAAAAACAAUGGAAGGAGAGGGCAACAAUUAUAAAGAAAAUGAAAGAAACUAGGAUAUCAAAAGAGACCGGGAUAAGUUGGAUUGAAAUUGCAAAGAAAGUUCACAACUUUGUAGUUUGCGAUCAGAUGCACCCACAAUGCAAAACUAUUUAUAGAGCCUUGUUGGAGUUAUAUAGACACAUGGGUGAUGAAGGGCAGGUGCUCAAUAAGAAGCCAUUGUCUCAUAUGGAUUGUGAUGAAUAUGAAAUGUCAAGGAUUUUCAAUGUUUCAAACUAAUCACAAGCCAUUUGAAAUGAUACUCAAGCUCUACAAUGAGCAAUUUUCUGAAGAUUUUCUUGCAAAAAGGUACUGCUUUGUUAGUUGUGGAUCUGAGUCUUUAAAUUGGAGGGAGUUGCCGAGUUGGUUCCCUGGGGAGCACAUACAAGCCGUUGCAGAAAUAAAUGUGUGGAUAUUGAAACUUGUUUGGGCAUCAAGAUCUUUCACUAUCACAGUCGAUGUAUAUCUGAUGAAAAGAAAUGUGAAACCUGGCCAAAGUUAACUUUGGGAACUUCUCACUCAUUCUGUAAACUGACCAAAGCUCUGUGCUGCAGAGCUCUUUUUUUUGUCACUCAGUUGCUCCUAUCAGAAGCAUCAAUUAAUUAAGUGGUAUGAUAUAUUUAAGCUUGGGUUUGGAAAGGGAGGGGAGUGGACUGGUCGAGUAUAUGGAGGAGGAUGAAGGGUUGAUUUUUAAGAUGGUUUAAAGGCAUAAGAAUAGGGGAGAAAAAGGGGGAUACUGGUUGUGCUUUUUAGGAGGGCCGAAAAUUUGGAAGGGAAAAUAAGAGGGGAAAAGGGAUAAAAACCAAGUAGGUUUUAAGAGAUAUAACACACUCUUAUCCUCACUUGGGGUUUGAGUCUAGAAUUUAAUUAAGAUAUUACACACUCAAUUAAAUAACUAGAACCUAACACUCACACUUAAGGAAACCAACCUUAAGAUAUAGAAAUUAGGAUUUGAAAACAGAAUACAACCAGUGUAUUUCUAUCUUGAAAUGAAGAAUAAAAAUCUGAGCAUUACAAUAGGCCUAUGGCCGAAAUUUAAAGGCACUCAUACAAAGGAAAAUACUAAGCUAUUUCUUCCACAAAUCCUAGAAAAUGCAGUCAUGUGCUUGAGUCCUUUCAUGGAAUAAAAUCAGGGAAAAUGGGGACAGGGAUUCAUGAAUGAAUAUUCAUGAAUGGA